GCGGAGGGGAGCUCCGCGGCUCCUGAGGGAAAGCGCUUCGCCGCCAUGUACUCGGCGCCCUCCUCUUCGCCGCCGCCGCCGCCGCCGCUCCUCUCGCCCCCCCGGCGGGAUUUCAUCUCGGUCACGCUCAGCGGCGGCGAGUUUCAGGCGGCGGGCGGCGGCGGCGGCUACAACAACAGCAAGGCCUGGCGGAGGCGUUCCUGCUGGCGGAAAUGGAAGCAGCUGUCCCGCCUUCAGCGGAGCAUCAUCCUCUUCCUCUUUGCCUUUCUGGUUGUCUGUGGAAUCAAGACGUAUGCAAAUGUGGCUGACCCAUGGAAAAGUGCAACCAGCAGAUCUUUGGAGGAACAGAAAGCUGAUCUGGAGAUCCCUGGGUUGAAUCCAGCAAAUCAGGCGAUUCUCCCAAUACCCCAGAAAGCCGAUGCCGGUCUCAGGGACUUUUCACCUCAAAAACCUCCAAAACAGAUCCCUGCCCGACGUGGGCCUCCGAAUCUGCAGAUCAGGCCGCCUUGGAGGGAGACAGAGGCCAAGUCCCAGGAGCAGGCCGUUGGAGGGGAGGGACAACCUGGCCAGGCAGGUCAGGCGCAUAAUGUGGAGAAGCCGAUCGUUAGUUGGCGAGGAGCUGCGAUCGAGCCCAGCCAGGGCCCCGAGCAGCCUUCCAAGAAAAUUAAUGAUCCGGGCAGGCCUUCUCCCGUGGUGUCCGAAGACCAGAAAGAGCCAGUGCCCCUCAAUGAGCGCCAGCUGGCUGUGAUUGAAGCCUUCCACCACGCGUGGAAAGGUUACAAGGAGUUUGCCUGGGGCCAUGAUGAGCUCAAGCCCAUCUCCAAGUCCUUCAACGAAUGGUUCGGCCUUGGACUGACGCUCAUCGAUGCGCUGGACACCAUGUGGAUCUUGGGCCUAAAGGAAGAGUUCAAAGAGGCAAGAGACUGGAUUGCCACAGAGCUGAACUUCAACAAAAACGUGGACGUCAACCUUUUUGAGAGCGCCAUUCGUAUCCUCGGGGGCCUGCUGAGCACUUACCACUUGUCUGGGGACAGCCUCUUCCUGGAAAAGGCUAAAGACAUCGGGAGCAGGCUCAUGCCGGCCUUCAACACUCCUUCCAAGAUCCCCUUUUCAGAUGUCAACAUCGGGCGGGGCACGGCCCACCCCCCGCGCUGGACUUCCGACAGCACUGUGGCCGAAGUGACCAGCAUCCAGCUGGAAUUCAGGGAGCUCUCGCGCCUGACAGGCGAAGAGAAAUUUAAGAAUGCUGUGGAUGGGGUGAUGAAACACGUCCACUCCCUUCCUGGCAAGAAUGAUGGCCUGGUGCCCAUGUUUAUCAAUACCAACAGUGGGCAGUUCACACAUCUCGGGGUCUACACCCUUGGGGCUCGAGCAGACAGCUACUACGAAUACCUGCUCAAGCAGUGGAUUCAGGGAGGGAAGAAGGAAAACAAGCUCUUGGAAGACUAUGUGAAGGGGGUUGAGGGGGUGAAGAUGCACCUGCUUCGGAAAUCCCAGCCAAGAAGGCUGACUUUCGUUGGCGAGCUCGCUCACGGUCGCUUCAGUGCGAAGAUGGAUCACCUGGUCUGCUUCUUGCCUGGAGCCCUGGCCCUUGGCGCUCACAACGGGCUCCCGGCAGAUCACAUGACCCUGGCGGUGGAGCUGGCAGAAACCUGCUACCAGAUGUAUGCGCAGGUAGAGACCGGCCUGAGCCCCGAAAUCGUCCACUUCAACAUGCAUGCGCAAAAGGACCGGAAGGAUGUGGAGAUUAAGACUGCGGACAGACACAACCUCCUGCGUCCCGAGACCGUGGAGAGCCUCUUCUACCUGUAUCGGUUCACCGGCGAUAAGAAGUACCAGGACUGGGGCUGGGAAAUCUUGCAGAGCUUCAACAAACACACCCGGGUCCCGACCGGCGGCUACACAUCCAUCGACAACGUCCAGAACCCCAGCCAUCCGGAGCCGAGAGACAAGAUGGAGAGCUUUUUCCUGGGUGAAACCCUCAAGUACCUUUUCCUGCUCUUCUCGGACGAUGUGAACUUGAUCAACCUCGACAAGUAUGUCUUCAACACGGAGGCCCACCCCCUCCCCAUCUGGCCAUCGGCAUAAACGAAAGCCGGGGCGUCUGCCGUUUCCAGGUUCGAUCGCGUCCCGAUCACGGGGGACCUGAAGGAGGGAGGUGUGUUGAAGGCUGUGAGCUGUGUUGCUGGGGAAGGGAGCCUCCCGAAGGAAUUGUACAUGAGGGAAGGUGGAUCUUUGGCCUGGAAUCACGCCCCCCCCCCAAAUACGGGCACCCAAGCCGGGAAUGGGAAAGCGGUUCCCUGCAGUGCUGGAUCCUGCUUGGCACAAGUGAGAUGCUGGGGAGACCAGGGCUUGCUUUCAGCCAGGGAGCUCCUCAGCUAGCAAAAGAGGGGGCUCCUCUGAAGGGCCCAGCAUUAUUCUGUUGUCUCCGUACCACGUCUCUGCAGGAAAGUGCAGCCUUGUCCCAGGUGUUCGUGCAGCUUGUCACUGUGGUGGUGACUUCCCAGGAUCAUUCCAAGGCCCCAAGGGGGUGGGGGGUGCUGGCGAAAGGAAAAUGCUCCCCUCUAAAACGGUGUUCGCUACUGACCUUGACCUCCUGAUUCUGAAAGGGCACUUUGAAUAAUCAGGUGGAACUUGCGCCCUGCUGUGAGCUGGGGAGAAGCUAGAUGCUAGUUUUGGCCCGGUGAUAUAUAUAUAUAUUUUUCUUAACUUAUCUGCAGCAACGCAGGGUGAAAACGUGAAAAUUUACAUUAUAAACAAAACAAAAACAGAAGGCUAUCUAUGUAGGACUGUAUAUACGUGUAGUAUGAAUAACGUUUUGGCUCAGGUAUUCUACUGAAGACUGCUUCCGGAGGGGAGGGGGAGCCGGAUGGACGCGUGGGCUCCUCUUCUGGCUUGCAGCCCACCCCCGAGCCGGCCGCUGACCUUUACUCGGCAAGCAAAUGGGCGGCGCCCUCUGUGAUUUGGCCCGAGGGCAAGGGAGCAGCGGGAUCCACUUCCCCAGAGCGAGUUGCGCCUGCCAGGAGAUCCAUUAGCAGGAUUUCUGCGACGAGAACCCCUAGGAAUGCAGGCUUAAAACCAACCAAUCUACGCUCUGCAGCUUUUUAAAUCCUGUGCACAGAGGAAGCAGCUCACUCAAGGUGCAGACCCAGAUAUAUUUAUACCGAAACACGGAACGAAGGCUCAUCGGCUCCUCUUUACGCUUUCAUUGUGGUCUUGCUGCCUGCCUGCGACUCAAUACGAGGGCAACUCGCGAGAAUUUUUUUUCCUCUGGUGUAGGCAGGUGCUACCCUUUAAUCCAGCCAUGAGUCUGCCUGCCUCCCCCAUCUCUUUGCCCAUUGCCAGGUGCAUUCCUUUUGAGUUUCCAUUUUCCUCCCUCUCUCCGACUGCUCAAUUUCAGCACUUUAAAGGAGGGGCAGAAAGAAGAUUUAUGAGACAAUCCACCCCAGUUUUGGUGGGACUGACUUUUUCCUUAUUCAAGUCCCCUCUGGGGACUUCCCAGACGACCCCCUUCACGCUUCCUGCAGCAGCAGCGUGGUGUUGCUGCUACCUGGUUACAGUUGCUGUUGGGGCUGGAGCAAGCGGCUGGGGGAGGAUGGGGAGGCAGACUGGCACCAUCCCUCUUGGGGAGGAGGGGAGCCACGUGAGUUCCUGGCACUGCCAGAGCUGCUGCGGGGAAAAUUCUGGCCUGAUUGUUGUCUGCAAAAAUGGUUCCAGGGGGACCUGUAAUCCGCUGAGUUUCUUCUUUUUGUAUGUUGCGUGUGACCCAAAAUGCAUGGUUUCCAAGACUGGGGGGUUUGGAGUUACCCUAUAGAUGGGACAAUGCAGUGACCAAUCAAGAAAAUGAUCAUUCAAAUCUCUUGGCGGCAUUUCUCGAACUCGGUUCCCUCCUCCCUGCAGUAUGGCCUCAUGUUGCAACGCUGCUUGCCUUUAGGAUGGCGAGAAUAAAAUGAAGUGCUCAACACUUGAAGCACAAUAUCAUAGGAAGGAGUAUUUUUCUCCCAAUCUUCUUACUGUAACUGUGGCCUUUCAGAGGGUCACACCAUCUCCAACCUCUCCUAAAUCAAGUCGGUGUUUUGCUUGCUGUUUUGGCCACAAAGUGCCAACUGAAUGAUGAUUGGGGGUGGGGGGAGCAGCAGUCGUGGUUUUGGAGGGUGCUUGCACAGCACUGGUGCGUAGUUUUCUGUCCCCCGUUUAAACAGACCCCGGAAUUUAAAAGCCAUACUCUAAAAACCCAGUUUUGGGAGGCUGACACUUUACUUUGAACUGGUGCCUUCUGUAUUCAAGGGGGGAGAUAGAAAGGUUGGGAUGGUCAAGUACCAAAGGGUGAGGAUUUCUCCCAGCCAACAAAGCACACACAGGCUGGGCUGCAGGACCCCCCCCCCGCCCCCAAACUUGCAAUUAUCCAACUCUUUUUCAAACAGGUUGCCCAAUAUGCUUGUUUCUUGGAUCCUUCUCAGAGUUAGAUGCAGAAUGCCACCCCCCGGUGCUGAAUGCUUUUUUUUUUUUUUUUUAAACUGGUGUACAGCCCUGAAUUCCCACUUGCCUCAUGUUCUUCAUGAUGGCUGAAAGGUCCUCCUGCUCUUGGAGAUUUCAGGAGAAAUUCACUUCAGGAAAACUUAGCUCAGUUUUCAUGUUUGUUUUGCACAGCCAAGUCUGAACACAUUCCUCAUGUAGUUUUUCCACAGCCUUACCUUAAGGCUGCCUGUUAUCAUGGCCAGUUCUUCCUCCCGCAUCUUAAGAGCAGAAGAUGAGCAUCUUAGCCUCCCUUCUCUACCAAAAGACUGGUCGGGCACAAUCGGGCAGUUUGCUGCAAAUGGACUGGAAGUCAGGCCUGGUUUAUGGCUGCCAAACUCGGUAGAGAGGCUCGGUGUUGUCAGGAGCGCCAUAUGUGCUCCCAUCAUUUCCUCUGCAUAAUUACUUUUGAACUGCCUUUUCCCCCCCCCCCCGAGAAAAGACAUACUGCUGAAGCCUUGUUACUGUGUGAUCUGGUCCAAGGUAUUUGUAAAGUAGAAUUUAUUCGUUUGUGAACAUGCGAACAGUUUUAAGUGCGCCUCACCUUUUUGCAGAGGUGGGAGAAACCUCUUUGAAAUGGAACAGAAUCCUACGUGCUGUUAGUUGGGAAGUUAAUCUGCAGAAUUCUACUCCACCUUAAUAAACUUGUAAUUUAUUUUGA
Messenger RNA from Candoia aspera, 5176 nucleotides. It is a transcript of the gene MAN1B1, whose product is annotated as mannosidase alpha class 1B member 1. Gene Ontology annotation, biological process: carbohydrate metabolic process; mannose trimming involved in glycoprotein ERAD pathway. Gene Ontology annotation, cellular component: endoplasmic reticulum; membrane. The transcript is spliced from 13 exons. The record is from RefSeq and is a predicted model, not a curated record. Gene Ontology annotation, molecular function: calcium ion binding; mannosyl-oligosaccharide 1,2-alpha-mannosidase activity. Bases 46 to 2088 code for a protein of 680 amino acids. Lineage: Eukaryota; Metazoa; Chordata; Lepidosauria; Squamata; Candoiidae.